Molecule: messenger RNA, 1086 nt
Organism: Gastrolobium bilobum
Lineage: Eukaryota; Viridiplantae; Streptophyta; Magnoliopsida; Fabales; Fabaceae
Product: protein ALP1-like
Exons: 3
Coding region: 1-1086 (361 amino acids)
Source: RefSeq, a predicted model, not a curated record
AUGGCCAUCGACAAUGGAAUGGAGUUUAAUGUCAUACUCGUGCUCAUUACUCAUUUGGAGUUUUUUCAUCAACUGACUAACAUGUUUGUCAGUAUAUGUGCUGUUUUGUUACGCAUUGCUGAAAACCGGAGAAAUAGACGCAGGAGAGUGUCAGUAGACCAUCGUGGGAGGGCUAGAGUAAGGGAAGUCAAUUUCCUUAGGAUUGUUCACAUUAGUGACACGACGUGUAUAGAGAAUACAAGGAUGGACAGGAGGUGUUUUCAUAGCUUGUGUGGGUUGCUUAAAACUGUUGGUAAACUUCAACCGACGAGCCAUAUGGGUGUAGAGGAGAUGGUUGCAAUAUUUCUUCACAUAUUGGCACAUGAUGUGAAGAACAGGAUAAUUAAAAGACAAUUCAUGAGAUCGGGUGAAACCAUUAGUAGACAGUUCUCUAAUGUUUUGCUUGCAGUGUUACGUUGUCAUGAUGUUCUUCUAAAACGACCAGAGCCAAUCAUGGAAAACUCGACCGAUGAUAAGUGGAAAUGGUUCAAGAAUUGUUUGGGAGCACUUGAUGGGACACACAUAAAGAUUAACCCCUUACAGGGGGACAAGGCCAGAUACCGGACUCGAAAGGGUGACAUAGCAACUAAUGUUUUAGGGGUUUGUUCUCAAGAUGGUCAGUUUAUUUUCGUCUUGCCUGGUUGGGAGGGAUCAGCUGCAGAUUCUAGGGUUCUAAGAGAUGUCAUAAGUCGUCCAGACGGUAUGAAGGUUCCUAAAGGAUACUAUUACCUAGGUGAUGCUGGUUACAUGAAUGGGGAAGGUUUCCUUACGCCAUAUAGAGGACAACGAUAUCAUCUUAGUGAAUGGAGGCACGGUGCCCAACCAAGGACAGCCCAAGAAUUUUUUAAUAUGAAACAUUCCUCUGCAAGAAAUGUCAUUGAACGUUGCUUCGGGAUGCUUAAGGGGCGGUGGGCUAUUGUCCGAUCGAAGUCCUUUUAUCCCGUUAAAACUCAAUGCAGGAUUAUUAGUGCAUGUUGUUUGCUUCAUAACCACAUUCGGAGAGAGAUGGCAGUGGAUCCAUUGGACGAUGAAGAAGUUGAUAUGUAA